GACGUCACCGUCUGUCAGCACGUCGACAUCGACGAGCGUGCGAGCGUCAUUGUAGCGGUCUGAGCUUGAACCGUGUUGUUUGUCGUUCUUUUGCGUACAUCGUCGUGGACUCACUCCAGUAAAAUAAGUGCGACGCCGAUGUGGAUAACCAUCGGUUGACGUUCUGACCGUUCCGUUUUUCUCCUCCAGCGACUAUCUGAAAUAUCGACAUGUAUCUAAAAACGUGGAAGGAAUUCGAAACAGCCUCGUACAAUCUGCUCCUCAAAGAUCCAACCAGGGUCAGGUGCACUAUGAAGUAUUGUCAUAGUCAAUCAACUGUGCAAUUAAAAGUAACGGAUGAUAUUUCGUGCUUGCAGUUUAAAACUUCAGAUAUUCAAAAUGUAAAGAAAAUUGAAGUAUUUUAUGCUACAAUUAUGAAACAAAUAACAUCUAAUGAACUUUGAAAUUGUAAUCAAAAAUAUUUAUUUUAAAUUGUGAAAAUGUAUAAUUGUUUAAGUACUUAUUGUUAAAACAUUAAAAUAUACAAAAAAAGUGUAUAAAUAACAAAAUGUAAGAACAUUCCAAACGAAAACACUUAAUACCAUAUUAGAUAAUAGUUGUCUUAUUAUUUGAUGCCGCAAUAAUUUUGAAUAAUUAUUUAUUAUUUGAGAUGGGAGUUUGCUACUCUUAAAAACAGCAAAAAAAAAUUGCUCAAAGUAUAAUGCAUUAAAGUUGUAAUUUUGAUUAAUAAUGAAAUUAAACAAUGUGUUAUAAAUUUUACAAAUACUGUGUAAAUACUAAUUUAUGUAUUUUUGUUUACCUAGUUAGCUUGGUAAUAUUAAGACUGACUUUAUUUUCAAAAGAUUUGUUCUAAAAAUUGAAUAAAGUUAAUUAUUAAUUAAA
Messenger RNA from Aphis gossypii (cotton aphid), 882 nucleotides. It is a transcript of the gene Srp9, whose product is annotated as signal recognition particle 9 kDa protein. Bases 210 to 443 code for a protein of 77 amino acids. Gene Ontology annotation, cellular component: signal recognition particle, endoplasmic reticulum targeting. Gene Ontology annotation, molecular function: 7S RNA binding. The record is from RefSeq and is a predicted model, not a curated record. Gene Ontology annotation, biological process: SRP-dependent cotranslational protein targeting to membrane; negative regulation of translational elongation. Lineage: Eukaryota; Metazoa; Arthropoda; Insecta; Hemiptera; Aphididae. The transcript is spliced from 3 exons.